CGCACCUUUGUCGGCCCGUUUUUGCGGUCUCCAUUGGCCUGGCCUCCGCACACCCCUCCCUCCGGAAGUGCGGACAUUUCACCUGGGCUCGGUGGUCGCCGUUAAGGGGCUCAACCCUGAGACAAUGGUCUGCAUUCCUUGCAUCGUCAUUCCAGUUCUGCUCUGGGUGUACAAAAAAUUCCUGGAGCCGUACAUCUACCCACUGAUUUCUCCAUUUGUUAAUCGCAUGUGGCCUGGAAAAGCUCUACAAGAAUCCAACGAUACCAGCAAAGACAAAGGAGAGUACAAGGGUGCUGACGUAAAUGGAUUACCAACAAAAGGAGCAACAGAAAUCUCUGAUAAAAAGAAAGAGUAAAGGGAUUUUCUCAAAGGAUCUCACUGUUUUAAAAAUGGACCUGAUAAUAGGAAGCACCUUCUUUGUAAUUGUCUCUGACCUUUUUCUCUGAGACCAGAAUUUGGGAUAAAUUAGGUAUUUACCUGAUAUUAAUCAGGAAAUACAUGGUAUUUAUAUUUAAGAUGUAUUUAGUUAUAUUUAAUGACUUUAUUCCUCAGUUCCUUUUUCAUUAAAUUAGCCUUUAUUUCCACUACUGUGUUUUAAUAAUAUGAAUAAAUAGAAGGUUGUGCCAGUAGAUAAUAUUGCUAAAAUCCUUGGGCCUUUAGCUUUCAUUCACAUGAUUUUGAAUGCUGUUUGCCCUAAUUUCUCUGGACUCUUCUAACUUUAGUAGAGUGCAGUUUUACUGUGAAGCAGUGCAGUGCGUAUUGGAAGGGAUAAUGACUUGAAACACAAAGAUGUUACUGUCCAACAAUGGAGUACCCCGUCUGUGAGAGUAGAAGUUAUUAUUUAUUGCUCUGAAGAAGAUAGAAAUGACAGGAAAAUAGGGAAACUUCUUUUUCAUAAAUGUCUAGUCUUUAUUGCAUUCUUUGUAUUCUUACAAAUAAUGUAUUAAAUACACUCAGUUUGCUCAUGA
This is a messenger RNA of Condylura cristata (star-nosed mole), 968 nucleotides long. It is a transcript of the gene CUNH18orf32, whose product is annotated as chromosome unknown open reading frame, human C18orf32. Gene Ontology annotation, biological process: positive regulation of canonical NF-kappaB signal transduction. NCBI's taxonomy places the organism in Eukaryota, Metazoa, Chordata, Mammalia, Eulipotyphla, Talpidae. The record is from RefSeq and is a predicted model, not a curated record. The transcript is spliced from 3 exons. Bases 125 to 355 code for a protein of 76 amino acids.